CGUCUCUAUGUUUUAUCUAAGGUCAUUCCACCUUUUACUAUUGACAUAAGAAAAUAUUACAAGAAACCCCAAGUUGUCAAAUUACAAUAUGUCUGAUUCCAAGAAAGGCGGCGAUCUCUUCGACAUGGCCAAGGACGGCACAUCCAUCCCUGGCGAUGCUGGGAAGCAAAACACCAUCAAGUCCGUCCCCAACCCUCAUCAGCGUGACGGUGAGGCCGCAGGCGGUCUCGGCUCAUCCGACCUGGCUGGUGCAGCCGACAACGCUGUCCUUUCAGCUUCAGAAGGUCGAGAAUUUGGCGUUGGUGAGGGGAUCAGCGCGACUGGUCAUGAUAUUCCCCAGUCUGUAACUGGAAAGCCUGGUGGUCGUGGGGGUACUCAGGGCAAGGAGGAGAUCAGAAGAGAUACGGGUGCUUUUGCGAAUAGGGAGAAUUAGUCCGACACAAUGACAUACGGAAACUAUUCUCAAGAAACUCUUUGCAAGCGAGUGACUCAUAUAAAUAGCUGGUGUUGCUUCUUCCCUGGUCAGACGGCUGUAGUCGAUCUGGCUAUGAAAUCUUGGCUCCCUAUGAUCUACAUGGUAGCAACGGCAACAUGAGCCUGGAACAUGAUCUUGUUCUUCUCAUCCUCAAGCUCCUCAUACCCCUCUGUCUGAGUCAGCGCCUCCAUGACUGCAUCAACAGCUACAUCCCAGUUCUCCUCAUCCGACUUAAGCCAUCCCGCCUUGGAAGUACCUCCGAUAAAGCUCCAUAUCAUUAUCGCAAAACGUUUAAGAUCCCCAACAGUGACAUGAACAUCCUUCUGCAUAAACUUCACCUUUUCUGGCUUGAACCCCCCUUUGAUGAUAACAUCCAGCAAAAAGUCUUUGUCUUCCCAUUUAUCUAGUCCUUCGCGGGGCAGAGGCGUCCCAGCAGGUCGGGUCUUUUUCGCUGCUGUAUGAAUCGCGGGAAUAGUGGGAGUAUGAGCCCAUGAGUUGAGAAUGGCAACACCGCCGGGUUUCAAGGUGCGGUGUAUCUCUUUGAUCGCGUCUACGCCGUCAUUCUCAAGAACGAAUAGCAGCGCAUUGCCAAUGCAGUGAGUAAACGUCUUAUCAGGGAAAUCGAGUUUCGACGCGUCCAUCUUGAGAGCCUCGGCAGGCCAUUUAUUUGCAGCUAUGUUUUGUCGAUAUAAUCCCAAGACGUCCUCGUUAAUGUCGGUGCCUUUGAUGACAAUAUUGUCUUGCUUCAGACUCAUGAUCGCUUCGGUACCUGCUCCUAGACCGCAACCGACAUCGUGAAAGAUGACUUCGGAGUGACCGAAGGGCUCAGUGCAGGACAGAGACGCAGCAGCAAGACGUUCCAUCCCAUCACCGACAAUCUCACCGUAGAGCUCUGGUGUAGGUGUCAAGGCCUGCUUGGGCGAGAAAGUUCGGUCGGACUCUGGAGCAUUCAUGAUGUGACUGAUGAGAGUAGUAACGAGUUCUGGGAUGAGUUUAUUUCUAUGGUCAGUAGAUUCAAGUACAUACGCUAUAGGCAGUAAAGCUUAUGAUAUAUAACAAUAUCCAAUGUGUCCGCGAUGUAUCCGCUUACGGCCUUGCAGAAUCAUUUAAGUUUCCGAUAUCUCAUCAUCUGAGUAAACAAUCCUGCUGCUUCAUCUCCAUAAGAUGUACGGCUUGAUCUUGACUGGUGUAAUAUCGUUUUGUAUAAAGAUAAGUAAGUUCCUCCCACAUGAGCUCUAU
Messenger RNA from Fusarium verticillioides 7600, 1714 nucleotides. RefSeq lists its product as hypothetical. NCBI's taxonomy places the organism in Eukaryota, Fungi, Ascomycota, Sordariomycetes, Hypocreales, Nectriaceae. The transcript has 2 exons. The coding region runs from base 89 to 433 and encodes 114 amino acids. The record is from RefSeq and is a predicted model, not a curated record.